Molecule: messenger RNA, 312 nt
Organism: Strongyloides ratti
Lineage: Eukaryota; Metazoa; Nematoda; Chromadorea; Rhabditida; Strongyloididae
Product: Domain of unknown function DB domain-containing protein
Exons: 2
Coding region: 1-312 (103 amino acids)
Source: RefSeq, a predicted model, not a curated record
AUGAAAGAAUAUUGUGAUUUUAAUUUUUAUUCUAGAGAAAGAAUAAUACAAGUUGUUAAAGAUUGUAAAGACAAAGGAAAAACAUUAGAACAAUUAUGGACAUGUGCUGCAAAUAAACAUGAUCAUUCAAAAUGUUGUGCAAAAAGUGGUGUACCACAAGUUUGUCUUCCAUAUUGUACAGCAAACAAAGGUCCACCAAGAAAUAAUGUAGCUGAAUUAUUUUGUUUAGCAUUUAUGGAUCAAAUUAGAAAAUGUUUCCGUGUUCAUUUGGAGCACCACCAAAUAUUUACCGCAAUAGAUCAAGAGAAAUAA